Molecule: messenger RNA, 3311 nt
Organism: Neltuma alba
Lineage: Eukaryota; Viridiplantae; Streptophyta; Magnoliopsida; Fabales; Fabaceae
Exons: 18
Coding region: 211-2931 (906 amino acids)
Biological process (GO): intracellular monoatomic cation homeostasis
Cellular component (GO): mitochondrial inner membrane
Source: RefSeq, a predicted model, not a curated record
AAAAUUUAGAACUCGACCCUGUUAUGCGCUUCUUGCCUAUGUGAUUUCUCCCUCCUCCACGUAUCCGGAUAAAGUCGCCUCCUGCCACGUCACGUACCCCGAAAUCGGCACCCCUUCCCCUCCCUUCGCUCCAGAGCCUCUUUCCCAUUUCUUUAUUCGAGUUUUCCGGCGCCUCUAUCUAAAUUUUCUCCGCAUUUUUUGAUCCACUAUAUGGCAGUUAAGUUGCCCCACAACAGUUUUGUAUCCUUCAGCUCUUCAAAUACAUGGGGGUCACAAAGUCCACACGAUUUUCCUCAUCUGGGCAAAAAAGCAUCUGAGUUGCAUCGCCUUCUUAGCAAAUGGGGUAGUUCAAGAAAGAGUUGCCUCAUUAGGCACGCUUUCUUGUCGAAAAAUGACUGUGGACUGGUGGGUUAUAGGAAAUACUACAUAACGUCUUCUAAACCAAGACGGAGAGCAUACAUCCUCCCAUUUGCAUCUGCUGAUGAUGGUGUGACUGUAAAUGGGAGUCCCCAAGCUAAAACCAGUACGGAUCUUGAGAAAAUGAGGAUGAAACUGAAUAAGUCAUUGGAAGAUGAAGAUAUUUGUGAUGGACUUCUCCAAUCUUUAUAUGAUGCGAGCAGGGUUUUUGAGCUCGCAAUUAAAGAGCAAAGCUUGUUCUCAAGGGCAUCUUGGUUUUCAACUGCUUGGCUUGGAAUAGAUCAAAGUGCUUGGUCAAAGACACUAUCAUAUCAGGCUGCUGUGUACUCCUUGUUGCAAGCUGCAAGUGAAAUUUCAUCCCAAGGUGAUCGGGGAGACAGAAAUGUCAAUGAACUUGUUCAACGGAGUUUACUAAGGCUAUCUGCUCCCCUAGAGAGCUUAAUCAGAGAAAAGUUAUCAGUCAAACAGCCGGAGGCACAUGAAUGGUUUUGGUCUGAUCAAGUUCCUGCUGUUGUGACGUCUUUCAUUAACAAGUUUGAAGGGAAAAUUUGCUUCACUGCUGCCUCUUCUUCGUCUGAAAAAAAAUUGUCUCCUGGUUUUAGCAGCGGCCAUGACAUUUCACUUCUCAUGCUUGCACUAACGUGCAUUUCUGCUGUCACCAAACUUGGACCGGCAAAAGUUUCUUGUUCACAAUUCUUUUCCAUGAUUACGGAGGUAACUGGUGGUUUGAUGGACAAGCUGGCUGAUUUAAUUCCUAUAAGUCAAGCUUAUAAUUCUAUAAAGGAAAUUGGUCUGCAUAGAGAAUUUCUUGUUCAUUUUGGACCCCGAGCUGCUGCAUGUAGAGCAAAAGUCGAGGGGGGUUCAGAAGAGGUUGCAUUUUGGGUAAAUCUUACCCAGAGGCAGUUACAGAAAGCUAUAGACAAGGAGAAAAUAUGGUCAAGACUGACAACAUCGGAAAGUAUUGAGGUUUUAGAGAAGGAUUUGGCUAUAUUUGGUUUCUUUGUUGCUUUAGGAAGGAGUACUCGCUCCUUUCUUUCUGCAAAUGGUUUUGAUACUCCAGAUGAUUCAGUUGAUGACUACAUCAGGUAUCUUAUUGGAGGCAGUAUUUUAUACUACCCUCAGCUUUCAACAAUAAGUUUGUAUCAAUUAUAUGUCGAGGUGGUUUGUGAAGAGCUGGAGUGGCUUCCUUUUUAUCCAGGAAACAACAGCAAUGCAAAACAGGUGAACGUGCAUAAAAGUAAACCAGAAGGUCCUCCAAAUGCCGAAGCAGUGCCCAAAGCAUUAGAAGUUUGCUCUCAUUGGAUCCAGAGCUUUAUUAAAUACAGUACGUGGCUGGAGAGUCCUUCUAAUGUGAAAGCUGCUAGAUUUCUAUCAAUAGGGCACAACAAGUUGAUGGUGUGCAUGGAAGAAGUUGGGAUGAGAAAGGAUAAGAAACUAGAGAGUAAUUCCAAGAAAAUCAUUGAGAAAAAUAGAUCAGCCAUUGGCACUUCAAAAGAGUCCACUUCUUUUGACAAGGCGUUGGAGAGUGUUGAAGAAGCUGUGCUAAGACUUGAAAAAUUGCUUCAAGAGUUGCAUGUAACAAGUGCUAGUUCUGGGAAAGAGCAUUUAAAAGCUGCUUGUUCCGACCUGGAGAGGAUAAGGAAGCUUAAAAAAGAAGCUGAAUUCCUUGAGGCAUCUUUUCGAGCAAAAGCAGAUUCUCUCCAACUGGGAGUUAAUGAUGGUCAAUCCCGUAGUCCUGUUGAUGAGAUGCAAGGGUAUAAUAGAGGGAAAAACCAAAAAAAUGCUAAUGCAAGGGCAGACCAAACCAAGAGAAAUGUUGGCAAAUCUCGUGGGUUCUGGAGCAUCUUUGUAAAUCCUGUAGUCAGAAAGCCUGAUCAGGAAUCUGAUACAGAUGCUUCUGAGAAUUAUAUUGAACUGCCUACUUCAACCGUCGGUGUUGUGGACUUAGAAGCCAGUGAAAUCCACCGCUUUGAACUUCUAAGAAAUGAGCUGAUAGAACUUGAGAAAAGGGUUCAAAGAAGUACCUAUCAAUCAGAAAAUGAUGAUAUGGUACUUGUGGAGGAUGGUGCGUAUGAUGAGGAAUCUGGAGGUAUUCACAUGGUCCAGGCUCCAAAAAGAGGAAACAUUAUAGAAAAAUCUAUCAGCAAACUAAAAGAAACAGGAACGGAUGUCUGGCAAGGAACUCAACUUCUGGCUUUUGACGUUGCUGCUGCUACGGAUUUGCUUAGAAGGUUCUUGGUAGGGGACGAAUUGACUGAGAAAGAGAAGAAAACUCUUAAAAGAACCUUGACUGACAUGGCUUCAGUGGUUCCAAUUGGUGUUUUAAUGCUUCUUCCAGUCACAGCAGUGGGGCAUGCUGCCAUGUUGGCUGCUAUUCAGAGAUAUGUACCAGCUCUGAUUCCGUCCACAUAUGCCCCGGAAAGGUUGGAUCUCUUGAGGCAGCUUGAGAAAGUGAAGAAAAUGACAACUGCCGUUGGGGAGUCAGAUGAGAAAGAUGAUGAAGCUGACUCGUAAGAAGCAAUGCAUAUAUGUACAGCUACCAUUACAUUCUUUGGUGUACCAACUCGAGUUCGCCUGGUUCCCGAUACUUGGCAGAGUGAUCGGCUUCCAUAGACAAUGAGAUAUGUUCAAACCUGCACAAUUUUCAUGUCGCAUUCCAUUACCAUCUAAUGUAAAUUACGCUUAUAUGGGGUCUCUCUCUUUUGUUUGGCCAAAAAAAAAAGGGUCUUUCUCUUUUGCUUACACACCGACUGCAUUAUCAGAUUAGCUCUAUAUAUAAUGACUCCCUGGCAAUUUUCUAACAAGCUGUGGACCAGUUCAACUUUGUAAUUUUAAGAUUUAAAAAAUUGAAGAGGAAAAAAAUGCCUUAAGAAUCAAGUAGGCAUUCUUUUUAA